Molecule: messenger RNA, 537 nt
Organism: Microplitis demolitor
Lineage: Eukaryota; Metazoa; Arthropoda; Insecta; Hymenoptera; Braconidae
Product: microtubule nucleation factor SSNA1
Exons: 3
Coding region: 118-480 (120 amino acids)
Cellular component (GO): centrosome; ciliary basal body
Source: RefSeq, a predicted model, not a curated record
UUUACAAACAUCAACGAUCUAAACAAACACAAACAAACAUAAAUUAAUGCGAAACAAAAAACAAAUAAAUUAAUAAUAAUUAUUUUAGAAAAAUUUAAAAAAAUAUAUAUUUUAAAAAUGUCUCAGCAUGGCGCGGCUUUGCAAACGUAUAAUCAAGAACUUGUCAAGUGUUUAGAAGACGUAAAAUGUAAAAGAGCAAGUUUACAAGCCGAGAUAGACAUUGAAGAAGAAGAAAAACAUAUUCUAGAACGUGAAAUUAAAAAAAUGCAACAUAAAUUAUCGCAAAUAAAUGACAGUCUCAAUAAAAAAAUUUUAGUUAGAAAUGAAUAUAAUAGAAUUAUUUCAGAUACAGAAGCUCAUUAUAUGAAGAUUGUCGAUAGCUCGCAAAUGCUUUUAGCUGUUGUCCAACGUGAAACAUCAACAUUGGAUCAAUCAUUGAGAAAAUCAACUACAGACAAGUCACAAUCACACCAUCAAUGACCGAUAACUCAUUAAAAAUAAUAGAUAAUUUAACAAUUACGUAUUUAUUAAUUAUAA